AUGGCUUCUUCAUCUCGUCGUCUUAAAAAGGAAUUGGUUGAUAUACAAAAUUCUGAUUCAAAGGCGUUUUGCCAUAUCGAAUACGACGAUAGUAAUUUAUUGCAUUGGACCGGUCUUUUGAUUCCAGAUAAAGAGCCGUAUAAUAAAGGUGCUUUUAAAGUGUCCAUUGAUUUUCCCGUGGAAUAUCCAUUCAAACCACCAAAAAUUACAUUUUUAACAAAAAUUUAUCACCCUAAUGUCGAUGAAAAAGGACAAAUUUGCUUGCCGAUUAUUUCUCCCGAGAAUUGGAAACCUGCAACAAAAACGGAGCAAGUGAUGAAUGCGUUAUUAGGGCUUAUAACAGAACCGGAACCGGAUCAUCCACUUCGCGGCGAUCUUGAGUUGAAAGGUUACGAGGAAAAUAUUGCAGCGAAGUUUAAAGGCAUAGGGAAUAUGCGAACAAUUUUGGUGACAGGUGGAACGGGGCUCGUUGGAAGAGCUAUUCAAAAGAUUGUUACAAACGAAGAAUCAAGGUCAGAUGAAAAUUGGAUUUUUAUUGGUUCAAAAGAAGCUGAUCUUACUGAUAUAGAAUCAGUUCGUAAAAUUUUUCAAAAAUAUCAUCCAACACACAUUAUUCAUUUGGCAGCAAUGGUCGGUGGCCUUUUUCAUAAUCUUCGAAACAAUCUUAAGUUUUUCCUCACAAAUAUGAAAAUAAAUGAGAAUGUUUUGUCAGCUUGCAAUGAAUUCAAUGUUCAAAAAUGUGUUUCUUGUCUUUCGACUUGUAUAUUUCCAGAUAAAACAUCGUAUCCGAUUGAUGAAACCAUGAUUCACAAUGGGCCACCUCAUGAAAGCAAUUUUGGAUAUUCAUACGCUAAGCGAAUGAUUGAUGUAUUAAAUAAAGGAUAUGCUCAAGAAUAUGGGAGAAAAUAUACGGCAGUAAUACCAUGCAACGUUUUCGGGCCUUAUGACAAUUACAACUUGGAAAAUAGUCAUGUUAUUCCAGCAUUUAUUCAUAAAACAUAUCUGGCGAAGAAGAGUAAUACUCCUUUGCAGGCAAUUAAUUUUUGCUUUCAUUAUAAAUAUUCAUAUUUCAUGUUUGGAAGUGGUAAACCUUUGAGACAGUUUAUCUAUUCACUUGAUUUGGCUCGCUUAUUUAUUUGGGUGGUAAGAAAUUAUGAGGAAAUCGACCCUAUAAUAUUAUCAGUUGGAGAAGAAGACGAAGUUUCAAUUAUGGAUGCACUAAAAGCUGUUGUAAAAGCUUUCGAUUUUAAAGGUGAAAUAAUCCAGGAUAUUACAAAAGCAGAUGGCCAAUAUAAAAAAACAGCAUCGAAUGCAAAACUUCGUAAAUAUUUGCCCGAUUUUAAAUUCACCCCUUUUCAAACGGCCAUUGAUGAAUCCGUUCAGUGGUUUAUUGAAAAUUACGAAUCAGCUCGAAAAUAA
Molecule: messenger RNA, 1419 nt
Organism: Dracunculus medinensis (Guinea worm)
Lineage: Eukaryota; Metazoa; Nematoda; Chromadorea; Rhabditida; Dracunculidae
Source: the annotation of a GenBank genome assembly